Molecule: messenger RNA, 249 nt
Organism: Candidula unifasciata
Lineage: Eukaryota; Metazoa; Mollusca; Gastropoda; Stylommatophora; Geomitridae
Source: the annotation of a GenBank genome assembly
CCGCCCCACCCUCGCAGAGAGUACAGUUCUUGCUAGGUGAGGAGGAAGAUGAGGAGCACAAAACUCAUGACAUCUUCUGUCAGAUGGCAGAACUCUCCUCAGCAGGAGAUGAGAGAGAAUGGAAGGAAACUGCAAGCAGAAGACAUGGUACCAGGAAGGAGGGGCAGGGGCCAACCGAAUGUUACCAUUUGUAUAAGCAGGGAACCUGUAUGUUAGAAAUGGAUGCAGUAACAAUAGAGCAGAUAGCUG